UUAUCUUUAAUACUUCUAUAUACAGUUAUACUACAAUCCGGAAAGCAUAAGUAUUUGGAUGUGACAGACACUCCUCUACAAUAUGCAGAACUUCUUAGGAAUCCAGAUGUUUCAAAAUUUCAGGGCUUCGAUUCAACCUUGCAAUCAAGGUCUUUUGUUGAAGAUACUUGUGUUGUAGCAAAAGAUUGUAUGCUCAUCAAUUCACUAGUCAGUGAAAAAUCAAUUGUGGAAGAUGGGUCUUUUAUUGCUCAUUCACACUUGAAGAGCUCAGUAAAAAUUGGAAGGAAUUGUGUCAUCAUUGGACUUGAUGGAGAAUCAUGUGAACUUAUAGAUGAUAUACCCGAUAAUAGCUUUGUUAUGGGGUUCAAUAUAAAGAUUGCUGGUUCUGGAGCACGAAAGAUAUUCUGCUGUGUUUGGAACUGCAAUAAAAUCAGUAUUUCUGACGAUAUAAACUCAAUAAUGAAUGAAUCCUCUGUCUCAGAAAAGAAAGAUAAAUUUGUUUUACGUGAUGAUAUUUUGAGAACUUUGAUUGGAGAAGCAUCUCCACUACCCCCAAGCUAUCUCAAUCUCCUUCCUCAAGAUGAAAGACUGAAUCACAAGACAUUUUUCACUGCCAAGUUGUUUCCUGUACUUCAUGCAAGAGAUACCAUAGAUAUUCAAGAUACACUUUGUCUUCUGAGAGAAUUUGUCAAAUUGAAGCAGUAUCAGAAAUGGAAAUCGUCUUGGAGGUUUUCAAUUUAUGAUUUGUUGGAGCAAACUGAUCACAAUGCUGAGUUUACUUAUAGAAGAGAGUUGUCAGUGAAGGUAUCUUGUGCAAAGUUGAAACAAAAUUUAAUACACAAUAAAGAAACACAUAUUCAUUCACUUUAUGUACUUGGAGUCAAUUCUGGGAUGCAUCAAAUGUUAUUGGCAGUCUUAGAUGAAGCCGCUCUUGAGUGUGUUUCUCUUGAAAAACCACAUCUUUGUGCUCGAGUGUUUUCAUGCAUUGCCGAGGUUCUCGCUUUAAUGGCUGGUGAACAUGCUGGACUACGAAGUGGGCCUGCUGCAAACAAGGAUUGGAAGAAAGCUUUACUAUUACUGGAAAAAAAUCAAUUGAAAGAUGGCAUCCUUGCAUUGGCAGAGAUCAGAUCUCACUGGCUACACAAUCCAGAUUUAUUAAUACGGGCUGCAAGACAUUAUGAGAGAGCAGAACAUAUUUUUAUCAAGCAUGCUUGCACAACGGUAGUUAAGUUUAUAAGGACUCUACCAGGGAAUGUGCUUAAGAAGGGUUUAUGGUUGUCUUGUGAAUGUCCUACAAGAAUAGAUCUCUCUGGUGGUUGGUCAGAUACACCUCCAAUAUGUUAUGAAAAUGGUGGGUCUGUCGUAAACGUGGCUCUAUUGCUUGAAAAUGAACGUCCAGUUGGUGCACGAGUAAAAGUUAUCAAAGAGCCAAUGAUUUCGAUGACAACAGUAAUGAAAAAAGAUAAAGUGUCUUUCUCUAACCCUUAUUAUGAUAUUGAAAAGUUCCGAGAUUACUGCCGACCACAAGCCCAGGAUGCAUUAUUAAAAGCCUGUUUCGUAUUUGCUGGAAUUGUUUCAUUGGAUUCCAAGUUAUCACUGGAAGAACAAUUACUGGAAAGAUAUGGUGGAGGACUAGAAAUUCAAACCUGGUCAGACUUACCUCGAGGAUCUGGACUCGGAACAAGUAGUAUUCUUGCAGGUGCAAUUAUCACGGUUUUGCUUUAUUCUGGAGGCCAUGUUGCUGAUUUAGAUUGUGUCAUGCAUGCAGUAUUGAUGGUUGAACAAUUGAUGACAACAGGUGGAGGUUGGCAAGAUCAAGUGGGAGGAAUGGUAGGUGGUAUCAAGCGAUGUUUUUCAAAGAAUGAACUUCCUCUGAAAAUAGGAAUGAAACCAAUUGCCGUCAGUAAAGAUUUCCUUGGGAAAUUUGAAGAAAGACUAAAACUGAUAUAUACUGGAAAAACAAGACUUGCUAGAAACAUGUUGCAGGAUGUCCUACGGAACUGGUAUACUAAAACUCAAAAAAUUAUCAAGAAUUGUAAAAAUCUUGUCAACAAUGCUCUUAAUUGUGAGGAAUCAUUUUUAAAAGGUGACAUUGGAGCAGUGGGUGAAUGUAUUAAUGAAUACUGGAAGCAAAAGAAAAUAAUGGCGCCUGGUUGUGAACCGGCGUCUUGUACAGAGAUAAUGAAAGUCCUGCAACCUUAUUCCGUAGGACAAACGCUCGCUGGCGCAGGAGGUGGAGGUUUUCUGUGUGUUUUAUUGAAGGAACCACAGACUAAAGAGUUUAUCUAUGAUCUAGUAAAAAAUAUAAAGGGUGCUGAAGAUUUGACUGUGUAUAAUGCUACGGUAGACAUGACUGGUGCUUUGAUAUCUACCACAAGUGUGGAUGACUGAUCAUCCUUUAGACCAGGGGUGUGCAACCUUUUUCGCAGGCGGGCCAAAUAUCAAUAACCGGGUGAAACCGCGGGCCGCACCUACAUUCAACACAGCUUUCUAUUAGUUGCAGGCACAAAAUGAUGUCUCUUUGUUAUUGAUCUCAUGUCAUCAUUAGGAGUCCUUGCAGAAAUGAUAAGUUAAAACGCCUAAAUUGUUAGCUUUUGUAUCUUUUAAUAAUAAUUUUUUUUAAACUGCUCUCCAGUUGCCUCCGCGGGCCGCACAAUUUUCCUUUGCAGGCUGCAUUUGGCCCGCGGGCCGCACUUUGCACAGCCCUGCU
Messenger RNA from Styela clava, 2710 nucleotides. The record is from RefSeq and is a predicted model, not a curated record. Lineage: Eukaryota; Metazoa; Chordata; Ascidiacea; Stolidobranchia; Styelidae.